GAGAUUAGAUGGCGUUUGGAAAACGUAAACAAAAUGAAGAUGUUGGCGGUUCUGUAGAAGAAAAAAGAAGGGAAGAUUUGACAGAUGACCUUGAGGUCCACGAAGAUGGUGACGCUGACCCCGGUGAAGAAGAUGGAGAAGAAGAAUCGACCGAGCAAGGUGCUGAAACAUCUGCUAAUAAACAACCCUUCCUUGAUGAGGAUAAAGAGGAAGGAGUUUCAAAGACCGUCGUCACAAAGACCUAUAGCCCAUCAGCGGAAGCAUUUGGUGUGACAGAAAUAGAUAGUGUUGAUCUGAAAAUCAUGGAGUUUAUUACUGGGAAUGGUAUUCCUCUCAAUGCGAUGACCGAUGAGAAGCCCUCAAUAUUAUGAAAUGGUAUCUGCAAUUAAACAAGCUCCGAAGGGCUACAAACCACCUUCAUAUGAGGAAGCUAGAACCACACUAUUAGAUGCAUGCAAGGCAAAUGUACAGAAAGAGUUAGCACCGGUUCCAACUGUGGAUGAAGAAACAC
Molecule: messenger RNA, 511 nt
Organism: Triticum dicoccoides
Lineage: Eukaryota; Viridiplantae; Streptophyta; Magnoliopsida; Poales; Poaceae
Exons: 2
Coding region: 9-371 (120 amino acids)
Source: RefSeq, a predicted model, not a curated record